UGUGGCAGACGGGCAGUGAAAACAGAAAGAUCGGUAUUUCCAGUGAACUGACGACGUUCCCACAGCCAGUCAGAUAUGUCGGCGGGUACAAAGUCAGGUGUUAUGGCGAUGGUUGAGGCUGGUACUGUCCCUGUAGGUCAGCUGUCCGCUGUGACCACACGCAGUGCGGAUUCAGUUAACAACAUACAGCUCCACUCGCCGGCGGUCUUCUCUGAUGGCAAAUCCAUUUACAACAUCCAAGACUCGUCUGUCACAGUGCAGCAGACGAUCAGUGUUACGCCAAACUACCCACUGCAGAACAUCAUAGAUGCGACAGAAAUGCUGAUGAAACGUGAGGAUCCUGACAAACAUGUAUCAACCUAUGCAGAAAGGACAGCUUUGAAGCAUCUGAAAAACACUGGAUGUGUGUUCAUCAAAGGAAGAAGUGGUACAGGGAAAUCUAGGGUUGCUCUCAGUCUUUUGUUGCAGAUUGAAAAAGACACAGGAAGAAUACCUUUGUUACUGUCCUUUCCCCAACAGUGGAAAGACGUUCCGGUGGGGAAGUCUAAAGGACAAUAUGUGGUGCUCAUUGACGAUAUAUUUGGAUCCUCCAACCUGUUUCAAUCCCAGGUAGAUGAUUGGAGUAAGGUGCUGAAAAUCAUGAACGCUGUAGUAGAGCUUGGCAACAUCUUCCUGGUGUUGACCUCGAGGCCAGAGAUCAGUGCACAGUGUGAGAAGAGGAUGAAGACACACGAACUGUUUAAAAGGAUCAAAUGCGUCACUCUGGAUGACGGCGAGUUCUCACUCAGGGUUUCAGAGAAACAGAAAAUCAUGGAGAUAUAUUUCGGGAGGAAGGUAAGGCUAUCAGAGGAAGACAUGAAACAAAUUGCAGAGAUGAAGACAUCUCUUGGUUUUCCCCAGUGUUGUGCAUUUUUUGCAUCAAACAAACUUCCAGCAUCAAGAGCUGUCAGCUUCUUCCGCAGCCCCCAAGUUUGUGUCAAAGAAAUCCUUGACUGUUUGAAGGAAAGUGAGCCACUGAGCUACUUUGUGUUAUUACUUGUGAUGAUUCAAAAAGGGUUCCUUGACCACAAACUCUUGAAAUCAAGAAGAGAUAGAAACUUCAGUGACGUUGUAGCGGAUUUGUCCACAUUCUGUGAUAUUCCAGGUCCUCCAGGGUAUGGCCAGAUCGCAAGUAAAGCUGCUACUCUCUCUGGUGUUUAUCUCCUAAGCACACAAAAUGGUUUUGAAUUCCAGCAUCAGUCAAUAUACGAUGCAGUUUUCCUUGAUCUGGCUGGGGAGGACCCAGAAAUGUGCAUCAAAAUUUGUCCUGCACAAAUGCUCGUUGAGCUGGUGAGGACACAAAGUAAGGAGACUGAAGAAGAGGGUGUUGUGAUUUGCUUGACAAAAGAAUACUUCGAGAUCCUUGCUGACAGAAUUACAAACAUCCUUCUGUCAAACGAUGGAAGUGAGAUCCUGAAUCACCCCUCGUUACUUGACGAAGACUUUCGACCAUACCUGGAGACAAAAUUGGAACAAGACGUUUGUGAAGACAUUGGAAAAAGAGAAGCGACUGCAUCUAGCAUCUCUUACUAUCCAGACAUAAGUAAUAUGCUCGAUCUUCAUGUUGUGUUCACGUAUACAUUUCUCCUUUCACACAUGGUGAUGAAGCAAGGCUCAUUGGCAAAAUAUGUUCUGUUGAAAACCUCAAAUAUUCCAGAAGCUGUUUUGAGAGAGGUAAUGAUUUGCGCCAACUACCAAAGCCAAAAUGAUAUUAUUAACAUGCUGCUAGACAGAGGGAUUGUUUUGGAUGAGACGUGUGUGAAGGCUCUUUCAGCCUCCCAAAGCGUUGAUGCAGCUACAUCAGCCCGAUUGCUUGAUUUGAUUUCAUCGUUGGAUUUCCAAGAUAGAAAGGACAUGCUUUUCUUGGCGUCUCUAAAUGGCAACGUGAGCCUGAUCAGGAAAAUCAUAGACACGUCGACGGACGGAGUCCAGGAACUUUGCUAUCGAUGUCUUAUGGGGUUGUUCGGUGAAAUGAGAUUCAACAAGGAGUAUAACUAUCCAGAAUGGAUGGAGGAGAGACGAGGGAGCCUUGAGGAGGUAUUCCAAGUACUGUUCAGUCCUAUCCAGGACAAGAAGAAAGUAGCUCAGUUGACCUCAAGGUGUGCAGGACAUGCCUAUCCAGUAGCUCUGAAGAUAGCUCUUGACAAAUACUCUCUGUACGAUACGGACAUGUAUCACUGGAAGGACUGUCUGCAGACAGCGUGUGUUUAUGGCGGUAGUGAGUGUGUCCGAGUCAUCCUUGAACAUAUUACCAUUACAGAAGGAAUCUAUGAAGGCAUUGCAGAUUGUUUCGAUUCAGCAGCCGCAUCGAUUAGAGACAGCUGUCUGAAGACUCAAUUAUUGCUGAAUUUUCUUGAUGACUUUGGUGAUAGCAUAGGGGGUGUUCCAUCGCUCCGUGAAACACUGAAUAGAUCAGCAGGAUACGGAUAUACUCCUCUGACUAAAGCGGCCGAACACGGCAACGUCGACACUGUGAAGAUGCUGAUACGGAAAGGAGCUGAUGUCAACAUGGAAGAUGAUAAGGGCUUAACGCCUCUUCACAGAGCUGCUGGGACGAAUGGUUCAGUUGAAUGUGUAACAGCUCUUCUUGAAGCUGGAGCCCUUGUAGACAAACGUACACCGGAUUCCAGAACCCCGUUAAUGGGUGCUGAGAGGCUUGACAUAGUUAAGAAGCUGGUAGCUGCUAAAUGUGACAUUAAUGCAACAGAUGAAGAUGGGAGAUCAGCUCUACACACGGUGGCCCUUUUCAGCAGCGUUGAUGUUCUUAAAUGUUUAUGCAACAAAGGAUGCAAUGUUGAUCAGCGAGAUGAGCGCGGCGUCACAGCGUAUCACCGUGCAGCAGAAUCUGGGGAGCUGGACAUACUGAAAUAUCUGCAUCAAAUGCAUGCUAAGCCGACAGUUGAUGUUGACGGAUGGUCAGUGCUUCACUACGCUUGCUGUUCCGUCAAUGAAACAAUGGAAAAGGUGCAGUUCCUGGUGGACACUGUGAAGGUGCCAAUCGAUACAAGAGACGAGGAUGGAAGAACGGCGCUGUAUCCAGCAGUGCAGAGAGGUGAUGCAGAGGUGGUGGAGUUCCUGGUAGAAAGGGGGCUAAGUAUAAGGGACAGGGACAAGCAUGGCGACACAUAUCUACAUGCGGUAUUCAUCCGCUACUCCGAUCACGAUGAGGUAGUGAAGUUCUUAUUCAAAGCUAACGUUGAUGCAGAUUUGUGUAAUAGCGAGGGCAACACUCCAUUGCAUCUGGCAUUGGAUUCAGGAUUGUGGAGCCUCUUCGAGGACCAUAUGAUGACUUUGAUUGAUAGAACUUCAAAAAUGAAUCAAAGAAAUCACGAAGGGAAGACACCUCUUCAUUUGGCGGCUUAUUUUGACAAUGUAACGUUUCUCAAGCGAAUCCUUGACAAGGGAGCCGACAGAGACAUAAAGGAUUCAGAUGGAUGUAAAGCUAUCGAUCUGGUGCCAGAGGACGGAAAUGGCAAGGCGAUAAAGGCUCUUUUGUCCACAUCUGAGUUACCUGCUCGUGAAAUUGUAUAUCUCAGGCAGGGUCUGUCAACGGAAGACUAGGGGCGGUGGGGUAGCCUAGUGGUUAAAGCGUUUGCUUGUCACGCCGAAGACCGGGUCCCCCACAUGGGUACAAUGUGUGAAGCCCAUAUAUGGUGUCCCCCGCCUACAUAUUCCUGGAAUAUUGCUAAAAGCGGCGUAAAACUAAUCGCAUUCACUCACAUUGCAACAUUAGAGUUGGUGAGUGAGCUGUGGUGAACGCCCCUCUCAAGCUAAACUCACUCACUCACUUCAGAAGACUAAGUCACUUGUUCGCGGUAUUUAAAGCAUUAUCUAUUAUCCUCGUAUACCAAACAGAUUUUGAUUCAUCUGAAGAACAAUUUUGUUUGACAUUUUGUUUGUCUGUCACCUCCUGAAAAAAUUGAGGGGCGGUGGGGUAGCAUUGUGGUUAAAGCGUUCGCUCGUCACGCCAAAGACCCGGGUUCGAUUCCCUGCCCGGGUUCAAAGUGAGAAGUCCAUUUCUGGUGUCCCCCAUCGUGAUAUUGCUGGAAUAUUGCUGAAAGCGGCGUAACACCAUACUCACUCACCCAAAGUACUCAGGUUUUUAUUGACAGCAGGUGACAAACAUCAACCCACUUUUAAGACAAUGUGAACAAUUAUUUUUUGUGACAUCUUGUUAAGGUAGCUUCUGGAUUAAAAUAUUGUUUUGUGAACACGUCAGUUCUUUUGAUAUUUUCACCUACUUUGCAGUAUAAUUAGCGCCUUCGUUAUAUAACUGUACUUGGGCCCGAGGCCAUAAUAUCGAAAUAAAAUCAAUCACUGUUUAAAUGUA
This is a messenger RNA of Haliotis rubra (blacklip abalone), 4369 nucleotides long. RefSeq lists its product as uncharacterized. The transcript has 4 exons. Gene Ontology annotation, cellular component: ciliary inversin compartment. Lineage: Eukaryota; Metazoa; Mollusca; Gastropoda; Lepetellida; Haliotidae. Gene Ontology annotation, molecular function: protein binding. The coding region runs from base 76 to 3600 and encodes 1174 amino acids. The record is from RefSeq and is a predicted model, not a curated record. Gene Ontology annotation, biological process: protein localization to ciliary inversin compartment.